AUGGCUGAUGUGCAGCAGCCGCGCUCUUCCCAAUCGCAUAUUCCUGUCUUUACGCCUCGCAAGCCCCUCCCGAGCACGCUGUCGACCCCUCAUCUCGGUCUCGUACCCCCAUCCCGACACCUCUCUGUGAGUGGUAGUCCUACUCACCCGAGUCCUGGCUCGACCUCGUCAAGCACGAGUGGCGGUCUGACGCCUUUCCGUUCGUUUCGCAAUCUUUUUUCUACUACCGGAUCCAAACAGACUUCUGCCGGAUCCAAAAGCCCUUUUGGUGCUAUUCGACGGUCUAUUCAUGGCGAACGAAGCGUCUCUGCCCCGCAGCUGCGGAGAGAGAGCUCUUACGAGGACUCUCCAGUACUCGAAAUCGAACUUCCCCGCCCAGGGAUGGAGCCACUGAUUAAUAGCACGGACAUGUAUGGAAUUGGGUUGGGCAUGGGGACAAUGGAGAUGUCAUUGCCCCGAUUUUCACCUGCUGCCUCGUUUCGAGACGAUGCAUCUUCGCCAUCACCAUCAGCUGGUCCGACGGAUCUGUCCACCAUCAUAGAAGCGGAAAACUCUGGCAUCUCGAAACACAUACCAGUACUGGAUAGCUCCCAGGAGUUUGAGCCGCCACCGGAGAAUCUUCACGACCCCUCCCUAGGUAUAGACGCGAUGAAGCUUCACGCCGGCUCGUAUAGGCGAGUCGCUCCGGGUGGGUUUCACACGCCCCCUUCGCAUACGAGUUCCGAGCUCGACCUCUCAACGUCAAAGGUGACCACGGAGGUUAUGGCAGCUAUGUCCAAGACUGGUCCGCUGAAUGGUUGGCUUGAUGAUGUAGUGGUAGAUGUAGGGGAUGAAGACGCUCUAACCGCUCAUGGUGCUGCGGGCGAUCCGAAUGUCAGCUUUAACUUGGGUGCAUUGGAUCCAGACCUGGCUGCCCUCUUGAGCCCAAAUCGACUUCCCGGAAGCGAGCCUGCAUUGCUCAUGGCGAUAGAUACUGAUCCCUCGCCGACAUUGUCGAGCCAGCUCACGCCGCUUCUGCCUUCUCUUGCCUUGAAGGACGACUCUCCUCGACGCCCCACCUUGUCGGGCAGCACCCCCACCUCACGCGGUUCCUCUCCUAUUCGGCAAGGUGGCAAAGCGGCUUAUGUCUCGAAAGCUCCCAAUCUCCCCUCCACCGCCCUACCGCGUCUUGCGCGCUCUGUCUCCGACCGUCCUGCCCUCCCACGUCUGAUCGAUGCACCAUCCCCCCUCACCCACCGUGCGCUGUCUCAUAGCCCUGAGCGACCGUCCACGAGCGGAGUACAGCGCAGCUCACCGCGGGACCGCAUGGAUGACGACGACCACCUUGCUCGUAGGCCUCAUACUGGUACCGUACUGGAGGCCCGCAAGUCCACGGCAGCCAGAUUGUGGAACCCCACGCGGUCAGCAGGACAUCUCACUCCUGGGGGGCCGUCACGUCCGUCGUCACGUCAACUGAACAGAGGUUCUCCGCACGGCUGGGAAGGACCUCCAGCGUCUCCGACAUCACGUCCUUCAUCGUCCGCCGGGACUGGAUCGAGCAGCCGGCUGGCAUCAUCCCGCCCGAGUCUGGACAGCGUAACGGAUCGUCUGCAGCGGCCUGCAAGGAUUCGCAAUCGCGAGAGGAGCUCCAGCGUGGUAGAGACAGGAGUCUCAAGUUCAAAUCCGUCUUCACGUCCAGCAGCGGCAGAGUGGCUCGGACCACGAACAGCAAAGGCGUUUGCCGCCGCCGGAUUGCUUGAUUUUGACAGAGAGGUGAGCAGACGAACGCCGUCGCGGCUAGGCAUGACGCGGAGCAGCUUUGAUGACUCGCGUUCGCGAUAUACUCCGUCGCGUAUGGCAUUCUCGGAGGCGGGUUCAAGCUCAUCGUGGGGGCAGCGCAGUGGUAGCAUCUCGCGUGCGGGCAGUGUUUCGCGCACCAUUACAGAUACUGGUGGUGGAUUCACUGAGAGCGUAUCCGCUAGUACUCCGCGAACGGCGUUUUCUGGUGUGUCUACUGCGCCGACAUCGGUCUCGACAUCGUCUUCUGCGCAUCUGCAUUCUGAGCUGCAACUCCUACAGGAGAGGCACUCGGUGGAGACAGGAGCACUAUUAAGCGCACUUGCAGAUUCCCAGCGGACAACACGUGUGUUGCGGGAUGAGAAUACGCAAUUGCGUGAUAGGCUCCAAGGUGUGGAGGACCGCCUUGCAGCUGCAUUGGAAGAGAUUCGUCGACUACAGUUCUCUUCACCACCGCAAGCCACAAUCUCGAGAGUCAGCCACCGUAAGUUUACCACAGCUCCAACGGACACCAGCCAUCUGCGACGACCAUCUUUCUUUCGCCCCGAUCCCGAUCCCUCAUUUGAGCUACCAUCCUCUCCUGAACCUGCCAAUCCUGUACCCCGAACACCCACAGAAUCGGAUGCGUGCCUCGAUGGACGCCACAAACGCAUCAGCACAUCGUCAUCCCUCUUUCCUGGGCCGCCCAGCAAUAUGUCGAUGCUUAUGCAAGAAGAGAGCAUGUCCGUAGGGCAUGCUGGUGCACACUCAGAACGCGCGGGAUCGACAGGGUCUCCGACUCUAGUUCUUGGCAAAAUUAACAGCUCACGAUACGAGCACGAGCAAUCAGCGCCUUCUGUGGGGAAUAUCUCGCCAACAACAGCGAACUUUUCCAUGGCCACGGGCUCCCCAGGCAGCCUCCACCUACGCCCCGAGCAUGAGCUUCAUCUUGACGAUAUGCCUAGCUUGGACCUUGGAGCAGAAUUUGGCCACGACGACGGCUUCGACGACGAGUGCCCUUGA
Molecule: messenger RNA, 2778 nt
Organism: Fibroporia radiculosa
Lineage: Eukaryota; Fungi; Basidiomycota; Agaricomycetes; Polyporales; Fibroporiaceae
Exons: 2
Coding region: 1-2778 (925 amino acids)
Source: RefSeq, a predicted model, not a curated record